AUGAGUGGCACGUCUCGCUCAAGAUCUGUUGCCCUUCGCGAACCUCUUAGAGAAGAGCUUCGGAGAAUGGAAAAGCUGGGAGUUAUUAAGAAAUGUAAAGAGCCCACUGCCUGGGUACAUAGUGUUGUUGCCGAGAAGAAGAAUAACAAACUCAGAGUGUACAUGGAUUCUAGCGACAUCAAUCAUGCCGUCAUGCGCGAACAUUUUCCCAUGCAUAUCGUGGAAGAUGUGAUUAGCAGAAUGCCCAGUGCAAAAGUUUUAAGAGUCCUUGAUGCUAACCAUGGCUUUUGGCAGGUUAAACUAACCACGGACAGUAGUAAGUUAGCUAUCUUUAACACCCCAUUUGGCCCUAAUGGUUAUACAAGUUUACCAUUUGGGAUAGCAUCCACCCCAGAUGUGUUCCAAAAUGUUAUGUCUCAUUUGUUUCAGGACAUUGAAAGUGUUGAGGUAAUUAUGGAUGAUCUGAUUAUGUGGGGAAAAGAUGUGGAGCAGCAUGAUGUGAGGCUUAGACAAAUAUUGGACAGCUGCCGUGAUCGUAACCUCAAGCUUAACAGGGAGAAAUGCCAACUACCUUUAGCUGAUACGCUCUCCAGAGCAUACUUACCCCACAACGCUACAGACCAACCUGAUGAUUUUGAAAUUCAUGUCCUGAACUCUGGACAUUUGUCAGAGACGAUAUUUCACAAAUUGAGGGACGAGACUAAGAGUGACCCUGAACUUCAACAGUUGCAGAAAGUUGUCAUGGGUGGUUGGCUGCAGACCAAAGUAGAGACACCAGUUGAGACAAGACCUUACUGGAACCACCGAGAUGAAAUUAGCUGCUACGAGGGGUUAUUGUUCAAGGGUGAUCGCAUAAUUGUUCCCCAUAGCCUGCGACCCGAAAUACUUCAAUGCAUACACGCCGCUCACUUGGGGAUAGAGAAGUGCAGAGCGCGAGCCCAGAGUGCAGUGUUUUGGCCAGGUAUCAAUGGUGCAAUCGACGAGUUGGUAUCCAAGUGCAAUACCUGUCAGCAACACCAACGAAGCAACCAGAGAGAGCCUUUGAUUUCUCAAGAGACCCCUGAGAGAGCCCGGGUGACAGUUGCAGCAGACAAAUUCUACUGUAAAGGGAGAGGCUACCUGCUUUUAGUUGACUAUUUCUCCAAUAUCCUGAAGUAG
Molecule: messenger RNA, 1158 nt
Organism: Stylophora pistillata
Lineage: Eukaryota; Metazoa; Cnidaria; Anthozoa; Scleractinia; Pocilloporidae
Source: RefSeq, a predicted model, not a curated record